Messenger RNA from Closterium sp. Naga37s-1, 225 nucleotides. NCBI's taxonomy places the organism in Eukaryota, Viridiplantae, Streptophyta, Zygnematophyceae, Desmidiales, Closteriaceae. The record is from the annotation of a GenBank genome assembly.
AUGUCCCUCGUUAUAAUCGCGGUCACGGCACUCAGAGGUCCGUCCAGCGGUCGCGAUCUCUCCAGGAGAGGUGCGGAGGCGUGGCGUCACGACACGAUUUCCCAGGGUGGCAAGACGGAGCGGCGGGGGAAGGAGGAGGAGGAGGAGGAGGAGGAGGAGGAGGAGGAGGAGGAGGAGGAGGAGGAGGAGGAGGAGGAGGAGGAGGGAGCAUUUUCGGAGAGUUGA